This is a messenger RNA of Trichoderma gamsii, 732 nucleotides long. RefSeq lists its product as hypothetical. NCBI's taxonomy places the organism in Eukaryota, Fungi, Ascomycota, Sordariomycetes, Hypocreales, Hypocreaceae. The transcript is spliced from 2 exons. The record is from RefSeq and is a predicted model, not a curated record. Bases 1 to 732 code for a protein of 243 amino acids.
AUGGGUCGCAGCGACGUCAAGAAGCGCCUCUAUCUGAGCAACCCCGAGGUCGACGUCAUCAUCAGACGCUCCCACCGCCAUCGCCACCACCACUCCUCCCACACGCACAGAUCGCGAACGCCAUCCCCUCCUCCCGCGGAAUACAUCUCCGUGCCUCGUCCCGUCAUCCAGCUCCCUCCUCCGCCUCUUCCUCUUCUGCCGCCGCCUCCUCCUUCCACGCUGCCACCCGCGCCGCUGCCGCCUCCGCCCGUGUUUGAGCUCCCGCCCUUGCGCCGCCCGUCGCCGCAGCCGGAAUUCAUCGAGGUCAUCGCCGUCAGCGAGGACGAGAAGCAGGAGAAGAAGAAAAAGAAGAAGAAGAAGAAGAAGGUCAAGAGCCGAUCUUCCAGCUCCAGCUCCAGCUCCAGCUCCUCCAGCCGGUCUCGCAGCCGCAGCCACCACCGCCACCGCGACGAUGAGCUGGAUCGCUACCACCACGACUACGACCGGGAUGUCGAGGAGACCCGCGAUAGAGAAGUCUACGUCGAGAGGGAGCGAUACAUCCCCUACCCCGUGCCGGUUCCCGUCCCCACGGAUCCUUACAAGACGUACCGUUACGUCGACGCUCCGCGCAGCCGCAGUCCCAGACGACGUGCGCCAUCUCUGUCUCCUUCGCCGCCACCUCAGCGCUAUGCCGACGAGGAGAGGGAGCACGACUAUAUUCGUAUAAGGGAUCGCGAGUAUCGUUACGAUUAG